GCCUUCUUUUCUGCAAAUGCUGCUGCUCAAGCUUCCAGAAAAUCAUCUCCCAGGGUGACUAAUGAAGCUGUCCAGAAGGCUGCUGCUGCGUUAAAGGGUUCUGAUCACCGCCGUGCAACAAAUGUAAGUGCCAGACUCGAUGCUCAACAGAAGAAACUAAAUCUUCCGAUCCUCCCCACCACAACUAUUGGUUCCUUCCCUCAGACCAUCGAGCUCAGGAGAGUUCGUCGUGAGUAUAAGGCCAAGAAGAUCUCUGAGGAGGAUUACAUCAAGGCUAUUAAGGAGGAGAUCAACAAGGUUGUCAAGCUUCAGGAAGAGCUCGAUAUCGAUGUUCUUGUUCAUGGAGAGCCAGAGAGAAACGAUAUGGUUGAGUACUUUGGUGAGCAAUUGUCCGGCUUUGCCUUCACAGCCAAUGGGUGGGUCCAAUCCUAUGGAUCUCGCUGUGUAAAGCCGCCAAUCAUCUAUGGUGAUGUGAGCCGCCCGAAACCUAUGACUGUUUUCUGGUCAACUGCUGCCCAGAGCAUGACCAAGCGCCCGAUGAAAGGAAUGCUUACGGGUCCCGUCACCAUUCUUAACUGGUCUUUCGUCAGAAAUGAUCAACCUAG
Striga hermonthica is the source of this 605-nucleotide messenger RNA. The record is from the annotation of a GenBank genome assembly. NCBI's taxonomy places the organism in Eukaryota, Viridiplantae, Streptophyta, Magnoliopsida, Lamiales, Orobanchaceae.